Molecule: messenger RNA, 1790 nt
Organism: Nomia melanderi (Alkali bee)
Lineage: Eukaryota; Metazoa; Arthropoda; Insecta; Hymenoptera; Halictidae
Product: NF-kappa-B-repressing factor
Molecular function (GO): nucleic acid binding
Source: RefSeq, a predicted model, not a curated record
UCAUACUAGCCAUUGUAACGAUAACUAUUAAUAUUAUUAUUUGUACAGUAAAAUGUUACAGAAACAGUAACAAGUGUUCUCAGUGUCCGAAUAGGUUAGAAAAUUUCUACACCGAAGUACUAGAACAUAUGUCAUAUAACUAUGAAACAAAAAUUCAUGCACAUUUGGCUCUAUACAAUCCAUCAAGCUUCUUCAAAUUCCUUUUAUUAAUUACUUUUAAAUUAUCAAUAUUUGUCCAUUUUAAAGUUAACACAAUUUAUUUCUACUCCCACCAUUUUAUGAUAUCACAUAUGAUUGGACAAAUCUUCGAAACAAUGGAAUGGCGAUAAAUAUCAGCCAAUGAAAGUGAAGACAAAAUAAUAUAUCGUAAAUUCUAUACAAUCCCGAACGCCUCGCUGAACUUUCCAAAUUUCGCGAAAUUACAGGAGUAACACCUGUCUAGACAAGUCAAAUUAUUAAUUAACCAAGCGGUAAAGGUAAUAUUUUGUUGGAAAUGUGUUCUGAACAAAAUUGGGAUGUAGAAACGCAUAAAACAGAGCACGAGUGCGAUGAACACUGGGAACUGAAACGUAAAUUUCUAUUAGCCCAUAAAGACAAAUUUUCAGAAGAUGAACUUAUUUGUUUGGCUCAAGUGUUUACAAAUGUUGAACUGCUCGGUUGCAGAUAUCCAGAGGAGACGAUGGAGUUGAUUGCUGACCUAGGUAGAGACAUUAUUAGUGAUUACAGGGAGAAGCAAAAAAAUAAAUUAAAGAGAACAUUUAUCAAAGCUUCCAGUGCAGCCAGUUUAAAAGUUAAAGGAAAAACUGCACCAACGUCUAUUAAUAAAGGACAAACAGAAACAAACCUUACACGAUCGUCUACAGAUUUAAAUGCUGGCCAAGUAUCUGUGAAACGAAGAAAAGUACAGGACCAUCCAUUCGGUGAUAUUGUUUUAAUCGACAGACCAGAUGAUAUACCACAAAAUGCACUUGCUUGGGCGAUAAAUGCAUCAGGUGGAAAUUUAGAAUGGAAAUUUGACAGGGCAGGAGAUUCUAGCAAAUGCAGUAUUCUUGUUAAUUCGAAAUUAUUGGCAGAGGCAACUAGUGCCAAUCAGAAGUUAGCAAAGAAAGAAGCAUCGAUUGCUGGUUUACAAAAACUACAAAAAUACUACUAUACGAUUAAGAUUAAGCAUAAUGUAAGUACAAAUGCAAGUGUGACCACCACUACAAUGUUGAAAGACUCGAGCAAAGACGAUUCUAUUUCUGAUGACAAUAUUGGAAAAAAGUUAAUGAAGUUAAUGGGCUGGACCGGUGGUGGUCUUGGGAAAUCACAACAGGGUAUCGUGGAACCGGUCACAAUUAAGCAACAAAUUAGCAGAGAAGGAUUGGGUUUAAAAUCUAAUUCCUGCACAAUGAACGACUUGAAAAAUAAAUCUAAAGAUAUUAUGAGGAAAUAUCUUGCCGGUGAUAUGAAAAACGAUCUUGUAUUUUCAGCUGACUUUACAAACGACGAGAGAGCGAUAAUUCACCAAGUCGCGAGACAGAUGGGCUUAAAGUCGCAUAGUUAUGGCCCGAAAAAUCAACGAACAAUGGUAGUUUCUCGUAAAAUAGACGUCCGAGAUUUAGUCGAAGAAUUAAAAAGUCUCGGAGGGACUACCAAUAAAUACGAGCUAAUCGAACCAACGGAACUGUGAAUGAAAUAACAUAUUUUUCUGUAUAUAAUGGAAAGUUUAAUGCAGAAGCAUCUGAAAAUAUAGUAUAUAAUGCACAAAUAUUAAUAAAAACAAUCCAAGAAAUGAAAUAUACAUAUGU